CCUAGCAGCUGGUAGACUCAUCCAUGAACAGACCCAGACUUAAAUUGCAUUAAAAACAAAAACAAAGACUAUGCUUGCCAAUGAAGACCAAACCUCCGUAAGUGAAGCAGCGCCAGAAUGGUUGUCCAGAUUGGAAAGAAGAUGCGAGCUAUUAAAACGCUCAAAAUUGGGACACGAAUCUGGCGCUGGAGCACCCUGCAGUGAGUGUCUGGAAAAGUGUCCGGGUCUAGACUUGCAUUUCUGGCGUAAGGUGUGUCGCAACUGUAUGUGUCGUAAGGACAAGCACAUAUGCACGGAUGAUGAUGCCACGGGCUGGGCUCAAUUCGAAAUAUUGGGCCAAAUAAGAGCGAAGCCAGCAUUUAUAAAAAUAAAGGCAUUGGCUAGUCAGCCCGUGCAAGUGGAGUGGGUGCCACCAAAUGCGUCACCCGACGUUGUAUCGGAUUAUAUGGACAAGCUGGGUGCAGCGCAGAUUCCUGUUGCUGGCAGUGAGGCGGCAAAUAAGCGCAAGCAACAGCUGGAGUUCCAAGUACCACCUCAUGAUCUGGAUGCGACACUUUGCGACAAUCUUACAGAGACGGAGGCACUACAACUGCAGCAAUAUGUACAAAAGCUGCGUGAACAAUGCGUUGGCCAGGGCAUUGUGGUGCGCGUGGGUCGCAUCAUACAUGCACAAGUGGAGCAUAUGCCGCCGCCAACGGAGCCGCAGUCGACGCUGCUGCAGAGUCUGGGUUUGCCUAGUGUAGCGGAUGCAACGAUAAAUGAGCUGUUGUCAAAUCCAAAGUUGGCCAGUGCACUUAGCCAGCAAACCACUUCACAGCAGCCCAGAUUGCUGGUGGCUUUUGCGGAGCCUUUAAGCGACUCUACAGCGCAAUAUGAUAUGCAUUCAGCUUUGCAGGCGCAGACCAAGGAGAAGUUAUUGGGUAUAAGCAAGCCAGCGCUGCAGAGUCUUGUCAAUCAUGGUAUUGUCUAUGACAAGCUAUUAGGAUUGCUAGAGGAUAAGAAACUCAAUAUUUCGCGUGAUCCAUGUCUGGGUCCCAUUUCUGAGUUUCGCAAGGAGUAUGUCAGCAAUCCGCAAUUCAGAGCUGAAAUCAAUGCCAUAUGCCCGCCGCCUGUGUUGGCGACCACACCGCUUAAGUCUCAAGCUGCAAGCACACCAUUCCAUUCACCGCUGCCGCUGAAGCAACCUGCACAGGCACGCUUUGGUGCGCAACUGCGUCAGGAAACGCCCAUGCGACACGUUAAGUUUGGUGGCGUAAACACCAUAGUCUAUGACUGUGGCCUGCCCGCACAUGUAGACUACGAGCGUGAUCCCAUCUUUGCGCAAAUUGUGCAGGCAGAGCCGCUCAAGCAGGCGUUCCAAGCUACGCGUGCUGGACGUGCGCCACCAGCCGUGGUGCUUGCCCAUACGCCAGCAGCUACUGCUAAUCUGCAGCAAUUGCAGGGCUUGUCGCCAGCAAGGCAGGGCCAACUUCAAAGCGUGGGUGUGGAUCGGCAUAUGCUACACUCGGCAGUAGCCAAUGGCCCCUACUACAAUCGCCUGUUUCAGACACUGCAGGACAAGGGCAUCAAGCAUGAUCAGUGCCAGCUUUUGGAGCCAUUGAAGCAAAUGAACGACUGGUUGCUCAAUGAUGAGCAAUUGCUGGACGACAUUGACAAACUGUUUGCCAACAUGGCCAACAAAGCUGCAGACAUUAGCUAUGGCAACGAAAUGUUGAGCAAUUCGGCAAGCCACGACUCUGGAUUCUGCUCGAAGCCCACGACGCCUGGAUACGCUGGAGAAGAGCUCAACGCUAGUCAGGGCAGGUUCACCAACAUACCUGGCAUUGAGCAGAUGAAUAUGUAUCCCAGCUGCUUGACUGAUCAGCUACAGCAGCUGCAACUGAACGAUGAGAAAUCAAAGCCAGCAAUGCCCUUGCCCAGCCAUAAUUGCCGUGACUGUGGCUUGGCUAUAGGUCUGGGUGAAGUUGCUGUUAAGGCGGAACGCGCUGGCAAAGACAUUGCCUGGCAUCCGGGCUGCUUCAAGUGUCACACAUGUCGUGAGCUUUUGGCUGAUUUGGUCUACUUCUUUCAUCAUGGACAAGUCUACUGUGGCCGUGAUCUGGCCAUCAAACUAAAGAUACCACGCUGCAAGGCCUGCGAUGAGCUCAUCUUCACCAAGGAAUACACUGCCGCCGAGGGCGCCAAUUAUCACAUUAAGCACUUUUGCUGUCUACAGUGUGAUGAGCCGCUGGCUGGCCAACAGUAUAUACCCGAUGAGAAGUCCAACAUGCCGCUUUGCCUUGGUUGCUAUGACAAGUUCUAUGCCGGCACAUGCAAGCGCUGCCAGCUGCCCAUUGGGCCCGCGGAUCAGGGCGUCGUAUGGGGAGACAUACACUGGCAUGGCCAGUGCUUUAUGUGCGCUGGUGUUGACUGCGCCAAAUCCCUCAUUGGCGGUCGCUUCUGUGUCAAGCAGGAAAUGCCCUUUUGCAGUCCUGCCUGCGUCAGAAGUGUUAUUCAAGCUUAAAGUAUUCAAAUGCACAAAUUUUUAUAAGUAAACCUUCUUGUAUUCCAUAUUCUCCGUAGCAUAACCACUAGCCAUGCAAGCAAGCACAACGAUAGUGCCUAAAAUAGUUUAAAACAUACGAUUUUUAACCGUGCCUAUUGCAAUUUAAAAUGCAAUUUAUUUACACAUGUAUACCAUUGAGUAUUAGGAACACCCUUUUGGUGUGGACGCAGGCCGCCUUUACAGGCUAACAUUUUAUAACGCACAAUAUUUAAAAUAAACGUUU
Molecule: messenger RNA, 2768 nt
Organism: Drosophila busckii
Lineage: Eukaryota; Metazoa; Arthropoda; Insecta; Diptera; Drosophilidae
Gene: Tes
Exons: 5
Coding region: 71-2503 (810 amino acids)
Molecular function (GO): zinc ion binding
Source: RefSeq, a predicted model, not a curated record